AUAAUGAUGUUAAUUAUUAUGUGGCAGCGUCACUUCCGAUGGAAUGUGGCGCUUUGAUCAGUUUUUGAAACAUUUUUGGCGUUCCAUUUGUCUACAUUUUUUGAUCGCGUAUUCCAAAGUAAUCCACUUUCGGAAAAUGUUUUUCGUAUAAUUUUCAAUUCGGUACAGGAUUUUCAAACUGUUUACCUUUGAAAAUUAACGUCUGCCUGAAAUACUUGCUGUAUUGCAAAAUCUGGCUACUUCUCGUUUAUCGUGCAUCGAAACUUUCUAAACUUUAUCUCUACGUGAAUGUUGAUCAUUGAUUCUUCUCAGCAAUACGACGAAGAAUUAAAAAUUUUGUCCGACGGAAUUGAAGAUCAGCAUAAUCUGAUAGAUCGAUUGAGAUUGGAUAAUCAAACAGAAAUGUCGGGAAAACGAAAGAAACUCGAGGAUGCCAAAGAAAGAUUAAAAUCAACAGAAGUAGAGUUGAAGCGUGAAGAAGAAUCUUUAAAAUCAUUUUUACGUAAUGGGUGUGAGCGUGUUCUGAAACACAAGACUAUAAUAGAGAAUCGUGUUAAAGAAGUUCAAAAGAACACGAAGGAAUGGUCUGUGAAAAUGAGGAGUGCUAUUCCCGAGGUUUCCUGCGUUCUUUCCAAAGAUGAAAUCGACAGGAUUCUAGAAGAUACCCAUGAAGAAGUUCAAGAAAGUGCUAACCUGGAGGAACAAGCCGCUUUCUCGUAAUACUAAGUAAUAAAGUGAUGUCUAUGUUACGUAUGUCGCUUCUUGUAAAUACUAAAUACUGUUGAAAUACAAACUUGUUUUGUUUUUUGUAAAUUGCAUAAAACUGGGAAGAGGAUGCUUAAGUCUUCUCUUCUUUGACGAUUGACAUUGGGAUCUUUGCGAGACAAUUGCAGGGGGCGUCAUUUUGGCUCACAAUAUCGGGGGACUGAAGACUUAAGCUGCUCGACUUAAGGCACGGUAGCCAUUAAAUUUGCUCGACUGAAUAGCGUGGUAUAAUUUUCCUUAAAACUAUUAAAAAAAUCGUGUUUUGUAUUAGUUUCUGUCGAAAAUUUUGUAAAGUAAUAUAAACCCAAAAUUGAACACUGA
Messenger RNA from Xenia sp. Carnegie-2017, 1086 nucleotides. RefSeq lists its product as uncharacterized. The coding region runs from base 289 to 720 and encodes 143 amino acids. The record is from RefSeq and is a predicted model, not a curated record. Lineage: Eukaryota; Metazoa; Cnidaria; Anthozoa; Malacalcyonacea; Xeniidae. The transcript is spliced from 3 exons.